Messenger RNA from Cladophialophora psammophila CBS 110553, 474 nucleotides. RefSeq lists its product as uncharacterized. The coding region runs from base 1 to 474 and encodes 157 amino acids. The transcript has a single exon. The record is from RefSeq and is a predicted model, not a curated record. NCBI's taxonomy places the organism in Eukaryota, Fungi, Ascomycota, Eurotiomycetes, Chaetothyriales, Herpotrichiellaceae.
AUGAGCACAGUGCUAGGAUCGCCCCGGCCACCUUCGUCACAGCCAACCACAGCAACAAAUGGAGAGCCGACGCCCUUCGAAGUCUUCAUUGCCAUCUGCAAUAUUCUAACCUGGCUCCUUGCGGUGUAUGUGAUCUACCUCCACAUCCAGGAAAGAUGGGACCUCGACGCCCGUUACCGCGCACGCGUCGAAGCCGAAAGACAGGCCUGGAGUGAGGCAGAGAAGCACUGGAGAGACCCCAGCCCUGCAGAGGACCGAGGGCAAGAGCAGAGAUUGCAACAGAUCCUCGAAGAGGUUGAAGGGGAUCAGGAUUGGGAAGAUGAGAUUUUGGAAUGGCAUGGUGAGAUCGAGGGGCCAACGGCAAGGGAGGUUGAGACUCACACCAACGGUGAGAUCGAGGAGGGAAUGGAGGUUAUGGAGAUUCCCGGGCUGGAAGAGUUUGAGCGCGAUCAUGGACGGUUACGCAGAUGGUAA